AUGAAGAGGCAAAACAUUAGGACCUUGGUGCUCAUCAUAUGCACAUUUAUCUACCUGCUGGUUGGAGCUUCUGUCUUUGAUGCCCUAGAGUCAGAAGAAGAGACCAUCGAAAGAAAACGGCUAGAAAAGAAACAAGAAGAAUUAAAAACAAAGUAUAACCUAUCAGAAGAGAAUUACAUAGAACUCGAGUUGGUGGUCUUAAAACUUAAACCUCACAAAGCCGGAGUGCAGUGGGCAUUUGCUGGAUCCUUUUAUUUUGCCAUCACUGUGAUCACCACUAUAGGUUACGGCCAUGCUGCUCCAAGCACAGAUGGAGGAAAAGUGUUCUGCAUGUUCUAUGCUCUCUUGGAUCCACUUACCUUGGUUAUGUUCCAGUGCCUGGGCGAGAGGGAUCAACACAUUUGUUAGUAUCUCCUGUACCGUAUUAAGAAGUGCCUUGGCAUGAGACGGGCUGAUGUAUCUAUGGCGAACAUGGUCAUCAUUGGUUUCUUUUCGUGCAUAAGCACCUUGUGUAGAGCUGCUGCGUUCUCAAGCUAUGAGCAGUGGAGCUUCUUCCAUGCAUACUACUACUGCUUCAUUACACUCACUACUAUUGGGUUUGGAGACUAUGUUGCCCUCCAGAAGGACGCAGCAUUGCAGAAUAAUCCACAGUAUGUUGCCUUUAGCUUUGUGUACAUAUUGAUAGGGUUAACAGUUAUUGGAGCUUUCCUAAACUUGGUGGUUCUCCGCUUUAUGACCAUGAACGCUGAGGAUGAGAAAAGAGAUGCUGAGAACAGAGCUUUGCUAUCUCGAAAUGGUCACUCGAGCAUCCGCACCACAGAUACAGGUUUUCUCUAUGGUGGACUUUAAAACGUCUAUGCUGAAGUACUUCACUUCCAAUCAAUGUGCUCUUGUCUGUGUAUAAGAGUAGGCGAAAAACUGCAGUACUCUAUCCCCAUGAUCAUACCUCGGGACUUGUCCACCUCAGACACAUGCAUAGAGCAGAGUCACUCCUCACUGGCAGAUACAUGGACAUUUCCAUCCAAUGGAUGUAUUUGUAACAAUCAGCAUUCAGCCAUUAGCUCAGUGUCUACAGGAUUACAUAGUUUAUCUGCCUUUAGGGACCUAAUGAAGAGGAGAAGUUCUGUGUGAUUUAGGACUCAACAAAUACACAGACUUGUAUGAUCUACUGAAAUCAUAAACAGAUCUGCGAUAUAUUGAUGAAUAGUUUUUUAUCGAACGUGUUACUUUCAAUAAGAAUAAACAUCAUGUGCAGACAGACAUUAA
Messenger RNA from Bombina bombina (fire-bellied toad), 1266 nucleotides. RefSeq names its product potassium two pore domain channel subfamily K member 3 (gene KCNK3). NCBI's taxonomy places the organism in Eukaryota, Metazoa, Chordata, Amphibia, Anura, Bombinatoridae. Gene Ontology annotation, cellular component: membrane. Gene Ontology annotation, molecular function: open rectifier potassium channel activity; potassium ion leak channel activity. The record is from RefSeq and is a predicted model, not a curated record. Gene Ontology annotation, biological process: stabilization of membrane potential; potassium ion transmembrane transport.